AUGGACGCGUCGCCGAGUCAGGGCUUUAAUAGUGAGAAUAGCACCCAAACUCGCGAGGGUAUCGAUAACAUUGAACUCAACACCCACGAGCUAUGGAACGAGCUCAAUCCCAGUGACUGGCAGCUAGCAGAGUACGAGCGCGACCAACUUCGCGGAAACGAUGUGGUAGUCCAACACUGGCUCCAGAACCAGGGAAACUCUCAGCCAGCCCAGGGCAUAUUCAUCAACUCCCAAUCAUUACAUCAACGCAAGCGUGAAACUAGUAAUCUCCUCGUCCAUUUCGAGAAUGUAUUUGGAAACACUAGCAAGCCGUCGUCUGCUCAGGCAGCAAGGACUUGCGACCCUGCAGCUCUACGCCCUCGAAACCCUACCGCGUCCAACAUCAUCCCUUCGAUUGAUGAACGUUGGUCACAAAAGCCAAGGCCAACAGUUCAGUCUACAAAGCCAUCAUCGACUACGGCCGAUCGAAAGGCGGGAUACCCCGACAAUGACAAUCAUGAUGGAGGAAGGCCUCCUAGUAAUUGGAUCACUCAAGAACGGUCUAUAAUAUCGGCGACACCAUUCAGACCAGAAUCGCGCGGCGCUCUUAAGCAAUCAGUUGAUCCAUCAUCUCAGCAGACGGCUUGGUCUGUGGCAGGAACAAACACAUCCUCCAGCUCCAAGAAACCGCCCAAACGCCAGAACAGCCGGUCAAUAGACGACGAUACAUCUAGGAAACAUGCAUUCUCAAAGCGAAACAGAUCUGCAAUUAACGACCAUUCCUGGCGUCGUACGUCGCCAACAUCUUCAAGUUCAGUCCAUACAGGCUUGGCCGUUCCACAAAAGCCGGUAGUUGCAGUUACGCCAGCAUUCCAACUAGGGAUCCCAGAUAAUGCGGUAUUAUCGGCAUAUAAUGGCCCCAGCUCAUCAGGCGCACGGCGGGACAGGUCAUUGCAUAAUCAAACAAGUAAGUUGGUUUCAUACGAAGAUUUCGAGGAUCGUUGCGAGACCUGCACCUUCUGGCUAUAUGAUCCAGUCCAGUUCACGUCCACUGAGAGGCAAGCCUGCCAAGGCCGUAAGGAAGAGGUAUCCCAUAUUGUCACACACGUCUCCGAUCAUCAUGGCCUUAUACGAGGAAGAGAUCCAAGUAACCCUUCUCGUAAAUAUUUAGCAAGCUGCCAUACUCACAAUCCAUCCAUCAAAGCGAAAGGGAAUUGUGUAAAGUGCAGCUCGUUACACAAUUGGGAAGACAAAGACUUUGCAGACUCGGAACAUCAUGGUGUUGCUCUUUGCUUGCGUUGCUGGUGCAAGUUCGACAAGAAAGGGAUGCAAACGCACAUGACUGAGCCACUGUGUACCUACAACUCGGAGCAAUUGAAGCAGAAGAAAGUAUGUGUAUUAUACACCACGUUUUGUUCCGAGACCAAGGCGCCUGGCGAACCUCCUGAGUACCCGGCCCCGCGGAAAUCGAUCUCUCGACCGGCUUCAAGCAGGUCUCAUGGCUCUAAUUCGAGACAGCAAGCCAACAACCAACAAGCUCGGCGACCUAAACAAGGAUCAUGUCCGCGAAGUAUCCGUUCAACUUCUUCGCAUGUCUCUCGUGGACAAGAAAAGAAACAAGUUCCGCAAGCACCCUCGAUACCUUCAUCAACUCAAGAUCAGCCAGUCAUGGGGAGACACGCACCCACCUCUCAUCAUCUUGAUAGGCCACACAACCAACAGGCAGUUGCUAGGAACCAGCCCAUAUUGCAACACUCAGAUGCUCACCAACCGCAUCGCAAUCCAAUUGCAGUGUUGAACAUAUAUCCGGACACUUCGCCAGAGAAUAUUGUCAACAUGGUGAAAACAGCGCAGAGGAACGAAAACCAGGAGGCUCCUCUUCCACCUCGUUUCCAGUCUAAUCGACCAACCCAUUUUGGAAGCAUGAUCAAUCAAGGCAACUCACCGGUUAACGGCUUCCAGCAGCAAGGAUAUUUGCUAUCGCAAAGUAUGUCGUCUCCGCCUGGUCAGUAUCACAAUUGGGAGCAACCGCCUCCACACGUUCCACAAAUAUCAAUACUGCCUUACUCUCAAAACUUUGAUCAAACUCGCCAACAAAGACAGAGCUAUGGGAAUGCACCUUUCGCUCAAGCUCUACAGCAUAGGCUAGCACCACCUGGGUUCUUUCAACAGCCACCCAAUCAGUUCUUUAUGCACGAGUCCCCUGCAAACAAUACUCAACAACAGUCACUCACCCAACUCGCAUCAGUGAACACAACCCCGGUCCCAUUCGAUCCAAAUAGGCGAAUGCUUGAGGCCUAUAUCAGUAAUUUAAAUAUGCUCCAUCCUCGAUACCAGCCUGAGCCUCAGCGUCAAACAAUCUCUAUGAGCGACCUGGAUGCGACCGUCUCCCAAUCUGGUGGAAUGUCACAAAUUCAAUCUAGUCCUUCGAGAGUUGCAUCUACGGCGGGGGAAUCCAUGCAUCUUUUGAAGUCGCCCGAUCUUGAAGAACCUCUGUGGUUGUCCCCAGAUUCGCCCGAUGACUCUGAAGAUAGGACAUGGCUGAACUUUAUUGGGACUCACCCUAUGCUUCAGAAACAAGAACCAGCGGGGGCUUCUCAGCCGCGCCCGCUUACGGAUCAACUCCAAGAUCUCAAAUCCGACGAUAUACCGGUCAUGCAGCAGGCUUCCCUCGAGAAGGAGUCGGGCUAUUAUACAAUGGGUGAUGAUAAUGCAGCCUUUGUCAACAGAAUGUUCACCGAUUCUUUUCUUUGA
Fusarium sp. VM40 is the source of this 2733-nucleotide messenger RNA. Lineage: Eukaryota; Fungi; Ascomycota; Sordariomycetes; Hypocreales; Nectriaceae. The record is from the annotation of a GenBank genome assembly.